Molecule: messenger RNA, 1248 nt
Organism: Guillardia theta CCMP2712
Lineage: Eukaryota; Cryptophyceae; Pyrenomonadales; Geminigeraceae
Exons: 3
Coding region: 1-1248 (415 amino acids)
Biological process (GO): protein phosphorylation
Molecular function (GO): ATP binding; protein kinase activity
Source: RefSeq, a predicted model, not a curated record
AUGGACGCAUAUGAAGUUUUGGAGAAGCUUGGCAGUGGAUCCUUUGGGACCAUUAGAAAGAUCGUCAGGAAGUCAGACAAGAAGGUCCUGGUCUGGAAGGAGAUCCGAUACGGUAGAAUGAACGAGAAGGAGAAAAGCAUGUUGGUAAGCGAAGUGAACAUCCUCCGCGAGCUCAAGCACCCCAACAUCGUUCGCUACAAGGAUCGCAUCAUCGAUAGAGAGAGUUCAACCAUCUACAUCAUCAUGGAGUUUUGCGAGAACGGCGAUCUUGCUUCGGUCAUUCGCAAGUACAAAAGAUGCGGCAAGCGGGUUGAGGAGUCAAGAAUCUGGACCUUGUUCUUUCAGAUCGCCUGUGCCCUGCACGAAUGCCAUUGCCGCAAACAGAAGAUCCUUCAUCGCGACAUCAAGCCUGCGAACGUGUUCAUUGACAGGAACAACGGCUUCAAGCUCGGAGACUUCGGGCUCGCAAGGGUGUUGAGCACGGAGACGCAGCUCGCCAAGACCAACGUGGGAACGCCCUACUACAUGGCGCCAGAGCAAGUGAACGAGCUGCCCUACAACGAGAAGUGCGACAUCUGGUCGUUGGGCUGCCUCCUGUACGAGAUGGCUGCCCUCGCCCCUCCCUUCGAGGCUGCCAACCAGCUCGCGCUGGCUGUGAAGAUCAAGGCUGGAAGGGUGUCACGGCUGCCCGAGCAGUACUCGGAGGAGCUGAACCAAGCUGUGCGAUCGAUGCUGCAGCUGGACAGCGCCAAGAGGCCAAGCAUCGAAGAUCUCUUCAAGCUCCCCAAAAUGCAGGAGCAGGCCGAGAUCGCUGUCCGCAACGCGUCGGCUGUGCCUGCCCAGUACGUUGACCGAUACUUCUCGAGCCAGAUGCGGAGGCUGCAGGCGAAGGAGGAGGAGAUCUCGUCGAGGGCUCAAGACCUCGUCAACAAGGAGAAGGAGUUGCGAGGAGCCAAGUAUGUGGACAGCGAUGAGAUCAAGAAGAGAGAAGAAGACCUCAAGAAGAAGGACGAGGAGCUCAAGAAGAAGGACAAGGAGCUUUCCGAGAUGACUUCAUCCUUCCAAGAGCGAAUCAGAAACUUGGAGGCGAGAGAGAAGGCGGUGAGUUGUGCUGACGUGGCAUCAGCCUGGUGUGACGCCUGCCGUCAGAUGCUGGCGAGGGAAGAAGCCCUAGCGAGUCGAGACAGGAGCCUCAGCGACAAGGAGAAGCGGGUGGAGAGAGCCAAGCUCGAGUAUCAGUCGCUGUGA